Ruditapes philippinarum (Manila clam) is the source of this 2530-nucleotide messenger RNA. RefSeq names its product E3 ubiquitin-protein ligase TRIM71-like. Gene Ontology annotation, cellular component: nucleoplasm; chromatin. Gene Ontology annotation, molecular function: ubiquitin-protein transferase activity; zinc ion binding. The record is from RefSeq and is a predicted model, not a curated record. The transcript has a single exon. The coding region runs from base 352 to 2043 and encodes 563 amino acids. Gene Ontology annotation, biological process: positive regulation of DNA-templated transcription. NCBI's taxonomy places the organism in Eukaryota, Metazoa, Mollusca, Bivalvia, Venerida, Veneridae.
CAUUAUCAAAUCUGUUAAGACACUUUAAUAUAACUUCAUCUACUUUACAAAACUUUCCGACGGAAAAAAAAUGAACCGUCCAAUUAAAGUUUUACACAAGUGACGAUUAAGCGUUAUUUUUGCAAAUCUAAUCAAAUGACAAAGAUUGGUUACUUAAAUAUCAAGCAAAAUCUUCUCAAUUGACAACACUCCCGAAAAACAAACCUUUUGUAUACAUAAACAUGUUAUUGUUUGAAUGACUCACUAGCAAAAAUGAUGGGACACUAAAAUGCCACAAGCUUGCUAUAAAACCCUGCCCAUGUAUUAUAAUUCCCCUUAAAACUUUCAGUCACAUUGCCUAGGAAAGAAGUCAUGUCCUUAUCAAAAAUUUCUGUUAGUGAAGAUGUUUACCAUCUGGAUUUGGAAAAAAGGGAUUGUGACCCCUGUAAAAGGGAUGGAACAAAUAAAAAAUCAAGCUAUUUUUGUUUUGAUUGCACGGAAUACUUGUGCCAAGGAUGUUAUCAAUUUCACAAAAAGCUACGGGUCCUGCAACACCAUAUUUUUCAAGAUCUGCAGAAAAUGCCGAGGGAUUCUGCUAAACUGAAGGAUAUAUACGUAGACAAAUGUCCUUCACAUUCUGACAAAGUCAUCGAUUACUUCUGCGACUCCUGUGACCAACUUUGCUGCUAUAUUUGUUAUCGUACCAGUCACUGCAGUUGUCCCAAGGUUGCCAAUAUUCAAAGUCAGGUAUACGGUCUAGGAGACAGUGAAGAGUUUAAAGAACUGGACGGCAUGUUGACUGAAAUGGAUUCAGACUUAACCAAAAUCCGAGCACGUUAUAUCAAAAACACCCAGAAGAGGAAUGCACUGAAACAAAGAUCUUUGGCAAAAAUUAAAAAGGAACGUGAGGAAGUGAAAAAAAUGUUUGACCAGUUAGAAACGGAAAUGAAAUUUACUCUUGAUCAGAAAGACAGACUGGACAAUAGUAAGCUGGAACUGGUGAAUAAACAGUGUGAUAUUCUCGCUUCUGAUAUACGCACCCUUAGAUCACACCUAAGUAACGCUAAACCUAACGAGAAAUUUGUAGUGAUGAAAAAGGCUAAGAACUAUGUGCCAGUGAUAAAAGAUGGACUAACUAAGGUCAAUGCAGAUAAUGAGAUACAGGAGUACGAGUUCGAGCCAAGCAAAGAGCUUUCCGAAAUGAAAAAGACUGUGAUUACAAUGGGUCUUUUACUUCUACAAAGCUCCAAGACCAAAAGAGCAACAGAGUUCCGAGCGAGUAUAAAUAUCAAAGGCAAUAUGGAACGACAAUGCGAUGCCUACGGACUUUGUUUAGUUAAUGAGCACAUGCUGGUUAUUUGUGAUCACUACAAUAUGUCCCUUAAAGUGGUCGAUACCAAACAGAACAGUGUGUUGUCAGUUUUCGCUCUCCCCGCCCAACCUAAUGAUGUAACAACAGUCAAGGAUGACCAUGUUGCUGCCACUUUACAAUCUGACAAAAAGAUUAAAAUUCUGUCAGUUUCCAGAGCUGGUACACUAACAAAUGAACAAGAGAUAAGCGUGGACGGUAAUAUACAAGGUAUUGCAUAUGCUGAUGGAAACUUUUACGUUACCUUCGACAAACCAGACAGCAAACUCCAAAUCAUGGACAUGAAUGGGCGUGUUUAUAGGACAUUCAAAGCAAACGCUAACGGUGGGGCGCUUUUCUAUCGUCCAUGGAAUAUAGCCCUAAGCCCUGACCAAAGUCAUAUGUAUAUUUCUGACUUUGGUAACGGCACCGUGACAUGUAUGGCCCUGGACGGAAAAGUCGUGGCGUGUUACUGGGAUAAAGAGCUUAAGGGACCAAAGGGACUGACGGUAGACAAGGAUGGUUCGGUUUACGUCUGUGGAUCAGAGUCCAACAAUAUACACCAACUAACAUCUAACUGCCAGAAGAUACAGAUUCUACUACAUAGAUUCCAUGGUAUCCAAGGAAACACAUGUAUCGCUUACUGUGGCAAAACAAACAGACUUUAUGUGGAAUGGUACAACCGAAAUGAAAUAAAAGUGUAUGAGUUGAAAUAAUCAUUAUACAGAUUUAGAAUAGACAUUUAGCAAAGUCUAUAAAGUUUAACAUGAUAAGAGAAAAGGGAGAAUAUUUAGGACUUAUUUAUUUCAUAGUAAAUUUUAUAGUGUAAUUUCUUUAUUAUAGACUAGAUAAGUAAAGUAGUACAUGGACAAAAGGGAUUAUCUCCAAAAUAUCGCAAGAAAAAUCAGAUUGAUUCAAGUGUUACCACAGAGGAUUUCAUCAACUUAAUCAUAGUGUCUUGUGACCUCUUGCUUACAAAAGUUGUUAAAUUUCUUUCACAAUCUGUAUGCUUAACAAUAUUUUGACAUUUAAUUUACACCUUUAUAAGAUAAUACUGACAUUUAUUAUUAUUUCUUCUCAAUUACAUGUCAUGUCAUUUUAAAGAGCUGUUAAUUCAAGUGUACAUAAACUAUUCAAGGAUGUUUACAUGAUUUUUUUCCUUUUCCUUAAAAUAAUUUUCCCACUGUCUUAACAACCUUUAUA